Molecule: messenger RNA, 960 nt
Organism: Myxozyma melibiosi
Lineage: Eukaryota; Fungi; Ascomycota; Lipomycetes; Lipomycetales; Lipomycetaceae
Product: HSP20-like chaperone
Exons: 1
Coding region: 23-724 (233 amino acids)
Biological process (GO): response to hydrogen peroxide; protein complex oligomerization; protein folding
Source: RefSeq, a predicted model, not a curated record
GUGUUGAGUAAGAGGGGGAGGGAUGGAUAUAAAUAUACCUGCUGGAUGCUGUUCUGGUCUGUUUCUGUUCUCUGUCUUUGAAUCAAAUACAUCAAGCGAUAGUAUCAACAACAUCAACAUCAACAUGUCUCUCUCAAGACUACUCAACUCCUCCGCACUCGGCUUCGGCCCCUCGCGCAACCUCUUCAAACUCCUCGACGACCCCUUCUUCUCCGCCCCUCUCUCCGCACAAUUCCAAUCUCCGUUCGCCUCCUCUCUUCUGUCGUCCUCGUCUAACGACCUGCCGUUCUCGCGCACGCCGAACUUUGACGUGAAGGAGACGGAGAAGGAGUUUAUUCUCCAGGGCGAACUGCCGGGUGUUGAGAAGAAGGAUUUGGAUAUCGAGUUUGUCGAUCCGCAGACGUUGAGGGUUAAGGGCGUCGUUGAGAGAUCCCAGGAAUUCUCCGCGCCGACUGACCCCUCAUCCUCCACUGCAUCAUCCUCCUCCACAGCCGUCACAGCCACCACCCCCUCAUCCGACCUCACGCCCGCCGCCAAAUCCGCAGGAACAACAUGGGCUUCCGAGCGCGUGUACGGCGAGUUCCAGCGCGCGUUCAGGUUCCCGUCGCCGGUGGAUACCGAGCACGUGGCCGCCAGUCUGCGCAACGGCAUCUUGAACGUCAAGGUGCCGAAGGCUGUCGAGAAUCCGACUGCGAAGCGCAUCGAGGUGCAGACUGAGGAGUGAUCAUUUCAGCGGUGAAAAGAUGUUUGUCGGCUGGGGUUUUUAUGAAUUAUUCAUUGGUGUGGAGUCAAGGGUGAUUAACUAAUUACUUUGCUUUGCUAUGCUUUCUUUUCUCUCUUUUUGCAUGUCUUUAAUCAGUUAUUCAAAUUGUUUAAAAUGUCUUUGUCAGUUUAGUUUAGUCUCAUGUUUUGUCUUGUUCCCACGCCGACAAAUAAAAUACCAAUUAUCAUUAUUAAAAA